AUCAAAACAUAAAAACGUGUUUGCUAAGUCCAAAUUGAUCCUGUUAUAUUAAGAGAACGUGUUGAAUUGUAUUAAACUAUGUCGUCUGCUCGAAUAAAGAAACCCGUCACUCGCCGUGGCAAAAGGGCUUUGGAUGAGCGGGAACCCAAAACGAUUGAAAAUCCCAAAAAGACAUUGAUCAUGGAAGGUCGAAAAUGCUCCAAUGAAAUUCGUCAAGCAUUGAAAGAUCUUUAUCUAUUUAAAAAGCCGCUAGCUAGUCUGAUGCGACGGAACAACGAUGUUACGCUGUUUGAAGAUGCAACCCCUUUGGAGCAGCUGGCCAAAUCUAAUGACUGUCACUUGUUUAUGUUCGGAUCUUCCUCGAAGAAACGCCCAAACAAUUUAAUACUUGGCCGAAUUUACGAAGAGCAGGUUUUGGAUAUGGUUGAGUUAGGAAUAAAAGAGUAUAAAAGUCUACAAGACUUUAAGAACGAGAAAAUUUCGGCAUUUGUAAAACCGAUAAUUGUUUUUAAUGGAUAUAAAUGGAAACUAACCGAAGAAUUACGUAGAGUCAGAAGUUUGCUGCUAGAUAUUUUUCACAUCGACAAUGUUGAUUCCAUUCGGCUACAGGGAUUGGAGCAUGUACUCAGCUUUACGAUUACCGAGGAUCUAGAUAUUUUGAUGCGAUCCUAUCGGAUGAUGCUGAAAAAAAGCGGUCAGCGAACACCACGCAUCGAAUUGGUCGAAAUGGGGCCUCGCAUGGAUCUAACAAUUCGGCGCACCAAGAUAGCCUCAGACGAUCUGUACAAAACUGCCAUGCGACAACCUGCUAUUCUGAAGGUGGCCAAGCGGAAGAACGUCAGUCGAGAUGAGUUGGGCAAUGUUCACGGAAGAGUACACGUUGGAAAGCAAGACAUAAACAGCAUCCAGACCAGGAAGAUGAAAGGCUUGAAGAAAACUGCAGAUGAGAAGAAAGAAAACCGUGCCGCCAAAAAGCGUAAGCUUACAAAUAAUGAGUCGGAAGGUGACGCUACGGAUAACGACGUUGAUAUGGAAGAUAAUGAAAUGGAAGAUGACGAUGUGUGAUUAUAGGUUUAGUUUGUUUUUGCUAUUAUAAUCCAUCAGAAGUUAUACAUGUACGUUUGUUCAGUUUCGAGUUUUUUUUAUCAGACGCACUAUACUGCCGCUCUUCGCAUAACAGUCCCAUGGCGAAAAAUAGCAAGCGUAGAAAACGGCGAUUGAAGUUUUUCGUCAGUUUUACUUAAUUACGCUCCCACAGGUUAUUUUCAAGCGAACCUUUACUAUAAAUUUGUUAAAAUGAACACGUUCAAAUGUUUUAAACAAAAAUUAGUUACAGAUUUUCAAUUAUCAUCAGUUUAUCUUAACAAAAUAGCAAAGGGACUGACAUGCGAAUAAUUUUCGAUUGAAUCAGCAAAAUCUUCGCAUAACCGGCACACUGUCGAUAAUGUAUGGUAUGAUUUUCGAGAUUUACUUGCUGCUUUUAUUAAAGAGAACUAAACUGAAGACUAAAAGAUAGUUACGUCCAACUCAACUCCCCUCUACCCCCACCCCCUCAGUUCACAUGAUACCAUAUUCCAAGUAAUAGCGGUGAUAGGGGCAAUAUUGGCCGCUUACGCAAACCGCGUC
Molecule: messenger RNA, 1626 nt
Organism: Sabethes cyaneus
Lineage: Eukaryota; Metazoa; Arthropoda; Insecta; Diptera; Culicidae
Gene: Non3
Product: ribosome production factor 2 homolog
Exons: 3
Coding region: 79-1065 (328 amino acids)
Biological process (GO): ribosomal large subunit assembly; maturation of LSU-rRNA from tricistronic rRNA transcript (SSU-rRNA, 5.8S rRNA, LSU-rRNA)
Cellular component (GO): nucleolus
Molecular function (GO): rRNA binding
Source: RefSeq, a predicted model, not a curated record